AUGGCCUCGAACAACAAAUGCAUCUGGGUAGACGCGAAUGGUAAGCUGUCCAUCCGGCCCGUUAUCGAAGAGUACGAACCCUCUGGCGGCCAGGCACUGGUUAAAGUCGCGUAUUCUGCGAUCAACCCAGCCGACCUUGCACACGCACGAGCCUUGGGCUUCAACAACAGCGUAUGUGGCUACGAAUUCUGUGGCACUGUCGUUGCAACCGGUCAGACGUCCCGGUACGCCGUAGGAGACGUCGUGUUUGGGUCCAAUGAGCCUGGCCCCAGGAGACCACCCUUCUAUGGCGCCCACCAAGACUUUCUGAUCACCGAAUCGAAUUCACUGUCCAUGCGGCUGGACAACAAGGAUGUGUCUCACCCCGACGCGGCGGCAAUGUCCAUUAUGGUCCGCACAGCAGCGGACGCUCUGCUCAAUCAUUUCGGCCUUCGCCUUCCCGCUGGCGAGCAGAAUCCGAACCUCGGACAUCCGGGCGCUCUGGUCAUCUGGGGCGGCGCCAGUGCAGUCGGAACCGCCGCGAUUCAACUGGCUCGGGCAUUGAAUAUCGACUCGAUAUUUGUUACCGCGUCGCCUCGGAAUUUCGAAGCACUACAGAGGAUCGGCGCGUCUCUGUGCUUCGACUACCGUGACGAGCACGUGGUUGCUAAUAUCCAGACCGCUCUUGAACAAUCCGCCGUUCCAUUGACCAUGGUCUUCGACACAGUGUGCAAGGGGGGUCGAAUCAACACCAUCAAGCAAUGCGAAUCUCUCUCUACUUCAGCGAACAUCCAAUUCGCGUGUACACUUCCUCAACCCGGGAAUCCGAGAUGGAAUAUGGUCUUGGCAUCGCGGGCAAACGACUUCCCCUUUCCGCCGCCGCUGCCGCCGAGGAAAGCAUCCCCCAAAUGUGAAGCGCGCCUCGAGGAGGCAGUGAGCUGGGCUGUUCACAAUUAUGGAGCCGGGUUUGUCGUCCCGAAAGUGACUGUUGUGGAAGGCGGGCAUGCAGGCCUUGCUGCGAUCCAUGAUGUAUUCGAGGGCCGGAACAGUUUUCAGAAAGUAGUCAUCAAAACUCCAAUCUAG
Molecule: messenger RNA, 1062 nt
Organism: Didymosphaeria variabile
Lineage: Eukaryota; Fungi; Ascomycota; Dothideomycetes; Pleosporales; Didymosphaeriaceae
Exons: 1
Coding region: 1-1062 (353 amino acids)
Molecular function (GO): oxidoreductase activity, acting on NAD(P)H
Source: RefSeq, a predicted model, not a curated record